AUGAAUAAAACUGAAUUGGAUAGUCUCGAUUUUGAGGGUUGUCUCUACACUGGUUAUCCAGGCAUUGGUUGGGCUGCCCUCCAUGUUGCCCAAUCCCUACCUUCAUCUGGGACAAUCUUAUCCGAGUCCGUCGAGGUUCAGCAUAAAAGGCUUUUGACGAGAAUCAACGAAAUCGUUGAGGCUGGGUGCUCGAAGAUCGAUAAGCGCGAACGCAAACCAUCCAUUCGCUACGACUACAAGUUGGGAUUUAUUGCUGGCUAUCCGGGGGUCUUGCUUUUAGCCGCCAUGUUCUAUCAUGUUAGUUUGGACCUACUUUGUUUCAAAAAUGAGUUUUCAAAAGUAAUUAGAUGUCCAGAUUUUGCAACAUCUUAUUUUUAUUUUUCGGAACUACACAUUUAG
Molecule: messenger RNA, 399 nt
Organism: Protopolystoma xenopodis
Lineage: Eukaryota; Metazoa; Platyhelminthes; Monogenea; Polystomatidea; Polystomatidae
Source: the annotation of a GenBank genome assembly